Molecule: messenger RNA, 1099 nt
Organism: Erpetoichthys calabaricus (reedfish)
Lineage: Eukaryota; Metazoa; Chordata; Cladistia; Polypteriformes; Polypteridae
Gene: id3
Product: inhibitor of DNA binding 3
Exons: 3
Coding region: 129-485 (118 amino acids)
Biological process (GO): negative regulation of transcription by RNA polymerase II; cell differentiation; circadian regulation of gene expression
Cellular component (GO): nucleus; cytoplasm
Molecular function (GO): protein dimerization activity; transcription regulator activity
Source: RefSeq, a predicted model, not a curated record
UUUUACAAGCCUGUUAAGCACCUUUAUGGCUGCGUGUCUUGGCUGCUAAUUUGAAAACUCUGAAGCAUUAUUUUUCCUCUGGUUCGUUGAGCAUUUUCGCCUAUCAAUUAAACAGGAAUAUACACAUCAUGAAGGCAAUCAGUCCAGUGAGAGCUGUGAGAAGCUGCUAUGAAGCAGUGUGCUGCAUCUCGGAGCAGAGCCUGGCAAUCGCUCGGAAUAAAGCUCCGUCAGAAGAGCCCAUGAGCCUUCUCUAUGAUAUGAAUGACUGUUACUCUAAGUUGAAGGAGCUGGUCCCCAGCAUCCCACAGAACAAAUCUGUCAGCCAGGUGGAAAUCCUGCAGCACGUCAUCGAUUACAUCUUCGACCUGCAAAUCGCACUGGAGAACGAGGAGGCGACAGAAAGCGACCCAAAUGUGACAAUAUUAAAGGCUUCAGACUUUGCUUGCGAUUUCUCCACCGAAGACACCAGAAGUUUGUGCCACUAGCAGUGAAAGUGCUGGGGGCGCAUGUCGCAGGUGCGGGAGAACACGUGGUCGACUUGACUGGAGGGGGAGAGAAGGGGGGUCCGUUUGACUGCAGGGGAGAGGGUGUCUGAGGAGCCGGGAUUAACCCUCUAAUGACCCAUCGCUUGAUCGCCAAACAUCCACAGCGCGUCAGUGGCCAGCACCGAAUGGACAUUGUGGUGUUUUUUUUUUUGAGAAUAGUAUAUUACAUCAGCCAAAAAAUAUAUAAUUUAAUAACUAAGUAACCCACUAGAAGGUGUCUACUCUAUGAAGCAUCGGUUGGCCUUAUUUUAUUUUAUUUUUUUUAAAGUGAUCACAGAGCACAGUGCAUCUUUUAGUUUUUUAUACGUUCGUGUAUUUUUUUUCGGGAGGGGGGGUGGGGAUUGGACUUUUACAUUGAGGGUGGGUGGUCGUAUCUUUUUGGAAGUUCUCCUUCCGAAUGUCAUCAAGAACUCUAAUAGAGUUGCUGCAGAAAGUUUGUAGAACACUGCAUUCCUGCAAACUUGGUUGUAUGCUAAUAAGUUUUAUAAACUUUUUAUAAAAGUUUGCUUUAAUGUACAUUUUUUACAUAAUAAACCUUUUUUCUUUUCUAAGAU